CAAAAACCGCCAGCAAUAUUGUUGACCGCAACCUUGCUUGAAUGGUUUACUUACCACAGUGAAAGUAAUUCCGAAAAUGGCUCACGCUAUGCCAAAUCACUCCAAAAACUUGCAGCUGAAACCUCUGAUGCCGGAGGACAUGCGGUCGGAACUGAUCGCUGCCUUGAAGGUGCAAAAUAUUCGACCAACGAGCAUCAACAAAAGUGGGCGUCGGUUUGUUCUACCCGGAUCUCAAAGCCAUAGCUCGUUGGUGGCGUCACAAGAAAAUAAUGAAGCCGACAAACGACAUCAGUUACGCCUGCAAGCGAUAGGAGAAAUACGGACGUCGGAGGAAUCGUACCUGCGGCAGCUGGACCUGCUGCUGGAGUACUUUGUAACUCCGUUGCGCGUGAACGGGUUCCUCACGGAGAAGGUACACAAUCAGCUAUUCGGCCAGCUCGACACAAUCCACAACCUCAGCCAGGAACUGCUGAAGAAACUUGACGACAAUCUGGACAACGUGGUGCGGGCGUUCACGAAUCUCGGGCCGUUUUUCAAGCUCUACUCCGUGUACGCAUUCGAUUACCGGAAUUCGCUGUGCACGCUUCAAUCGCUGAUCGAUAAGAACCCGACGCUGAAGCGGUACAUAAGCAACACCGAGUGCCGGCCGGAGGUACAGAUGAAGCUGAUCUCGCUGUUGAUACAACCGAUACAGCGGAUUCCACGGUACAAGCUGCUCCUGCAGCAGGUGCUGCUCUACACGAGCCCAUCGGAUGCGGCCUACAAACCGCUGCAGGAAUCGAUUCGGCUCGUCGAACAGUCCGUGUCGCACAUCAACUCCGUCGUGGAGGAUCACGAGAACACACAGCGACUGAUAACGGUGCAGAAUGCGCUCACCAACAAGUCGCUCAAGUUGGUCCAACCGGGGCGCAAGAUCCUGAAGGAGGGUAUCCUGCGCAAGCUCAAAACCGACGGCUCCACCUCGAAGAAGUACUGCAUCCUGAUGUCGGACAUGUUCAUGUACUGCCGCCCGCUGAAAGAUGCCGACGUGCUGCUAACGGACAGCUCGAGCAUUGCCUGUAGUUGUAUUUUUCCGCUGAAAAAGUGUAAAAUCGUCGAGCUGUUUCGAGGCAACUUUAAGAUAACGUGCAGUGGCGACGGCACGAUCUUUAGCUCGGAUGUACUGGACGAGAGUCAUGCCUGGUACGUGGCCGUAAAGGAGGCGAUCGAGCAGCACGUGCAGUGUCGCAAGACGCUACGGAAAGCUUCCAGCAAUCGGAAGCCGCUGAGAAAGAAACACCUGCAACGGCUAGAACCGGAGGACGACAUCCUGUGGCUGCUGCGGCGCAAGACGGCCAGUCCGGAGCGUGUUCAAAAGCAGCAACCCAUAACGCCCUCGAAACGGCGCCGUCAUACGAUGUGGCCGUUCAAACACAUCAACUGCCUUCGACUGAACAGCUCGCUCGGGGAAUCGAGUGAAUCGCAACCCUCGACGGCAACAGUGGUACGCAAUAUGUUUCCCCAAGCGGACACACCCACCGUCGCCCUUGGGGUGAGAUCCGCACUGGGAGUAAAUAGGGUCGAGUCAACGAUGCUCCAGACGUGGAUGGAAGGAAGGGAACUACCGGGGGAAACGACGAGCGAACCUAGAACCACCAACCAAGGCGUUGACAAACAUGUCCAUUUUCGAUUUCCCUCCGCGCACUGGCGCUAUUGACUCCGGACGGGCUUUUCAAACGAUUUGCUUUGAAUAUGAGGACCGUUUGAUUCGUUGCAUAAUUUACAAUGCAUCUUUUUCUCUAUUUCAACUAUUAGAUCUGUAUUUGUUUUAUUUUUUUUCGCACCUCUUAUAGUCACUAGAAUUAUGUAUUUAUUCACUUGGUUAAUGCCAUUAAACUAAUGUUCUUUUGCUUGUAAGGAAAUAAAAUCGUCAUUCAUAGACUUUGG
This is a messenger RNA of Anopheles coustani, 1926 nucleotides long. It is a transcript of the gene RhoGEF4, whose product is annotated as putative protein tag-52. Gene Ontology annotation, biological process: intracellular signal transduction. The record is from RefSeq and is a predicted model, not a curated record. The coding region runs from base 77 to 1696 and encodes 539 amino acids. Gene Ontology annotation, cellular component: cytoplasm. NCBI's taxonomy places the organism in Eukaryota, Metazoa, Arthropoda, Insecta, Diptera, Culicidae. Gene Ontology annotation, molecular function: guanyl-nucleotide exchange factor activity. The transcript is spliced from 2 exons.